AUGAUUGGGUUGGACAAACGCUAUGUAUGGGCUGUGUUGCCCUUUAUUGGUUUUGCCAUUGGCCACUUCUUAGAUAAGAAGGAAACCGAACGUAUGGUACUGUUCCGUGAUAAGAGCGCACUCUAUGCUCGUCCAGCCGGUUCAGAAGGCAAACCUCCAUCUUGGUAACUACCAUGGCGUUUAUAAGUAAAAAAUUGUCCACUUUAAGUACCAUUAAAAGAAAUGUGAAAUAAGAAAGUUUGUGUUUUAAAUAAAUGCAAAUGUUGUAAACGAAA
Molecule: messenger RNA, 275 nt
Organism: Zeugodacus cucurbitae (melon fly)
Lineage: Eukaryota; Metazoa; Arthropoda; Insecta; Diptera; Tephritidae
Gene: ND-MNLL
Exons: 1
Coding region: 1-168 (55 amino acids)
Cellular component (GO): mitochondrion
Source: RefSeq, a predicted model, not a curated record